Messenger RNA from Choloepus didactylus (southern two-toed sloth), 390 nucleotides. Its product is annotated as immediate early response 3-interacting protein 1-like. The transcript has 2 exons. Gene Ontology annotation, cellular component: COPII-coated ER to Golgi transport vesicle; Golgi membrane; endoplasmic reticulum membrane. Lineage: Eukaryota; Metazoa; Chordata; Mammalia; Pilosa; Megalonychidae. Gene Ontology annotation, biological process: endoplasmic reticulum to Golgi vesicle-mediated transport. The record is from RefSeq and is a predicted model, not a curated record. Bases 1 to 390 code for a protein of 129 amino acids.
AUGAAAGAGCGGACAACAAUACAGAUCCUACAGAUAUUAAGAACAUUGUGCCCUAAGCAGCAGCAGAGCCAUGCCUUUACCCUGGACCUGCUGCUGCAGGUGCUCUGCUCUGUGGCAGUGCCAUUGCUGUACUGCACCAGGAGCAUUGGCUGGGGAACAGUUCAGGGAAUUGGUGGAUUCGGAGAGGAGCCAGGAAUUAAACCUCAGCUAAUGAACCAUAUUCGAUCUGUGAGAACCAUGAUGAGAGUGCCAUCAAUAACAGUAAACUCAACUGCAAUUGUAUUACUUUUAUUUUUGGAUUCAACUGUGCAGAGACCAAAAACAUUUCAAGCAACCGACCCCUCAAGACGCAAAAGGCAGGUCGGAGGCGCUGGCUCCCCGCCUGGCUGA